Molecule: messenger RNA, 5237 nt
Organism: Homarus americanus (American lobster)
Lineage: Eukaryota; Metazoa; Arthropoda; Malacostraca; Decapoda; Nephropidae
Product: probable G-protein coupled receptor Mth-like 4
Exons: 9
Coding region: 265-1956 (563 amino acids)
Biological process (GO): G protein-coupled receptor signaling pathway; cell surface receptor signaling pathway
Cellular component (GO): membrane
Molecular function (GO): G protein-coupled receptor activity
Source: RefSeq, a predicted model, not a curated record
GGCCAUAAGCAUUGAGCCUUUCAUCUCAGUGUCGCUCUGUCGGCGGGGAAGAGAGGUUGUGAACAGAGGAGCGCUUAAGUAGUCAAUCAGCUCACAAGGCCAGAGACUCAUGAACGUGUGACUGUGAGUUGGAAGGAAGUGAGCAAGUGCCUGACGAUAGUGAUUGCUCAUACUGACGCAGUUUUUAUGGCGCACCUUCAGGGUACAAGACUUCUACUCAGUCAUUCAUCAAGCAGUGUGUGUGUGUCGUGAGCAAAGGCAAAGAUGUAUCUUAAGAGGUGGGUGGGCGUGGUGAUGAUGGCUGUGUCUCUCUCCGGGUGGACGGCAGGGCAGAAUUCACCUCUCUACUUGCCGCGCUGCUGCCCUAUAAAUUUCUCUAUCUCUACUCUCGCUGCUAACGACACAUGCCUCCACACACCCACCAUUGAGUUCGCCCCUCCAGUCAUCAUUAACACGACUACGAUAAUUCCUGCCAUGAACAUAGCAAACGAUGAGGGGACUGAUCUACCUUGUGACAGUUACAAGUAUGUCCAAAUUAAUGACAAGGAUACUUUUAUGAUGCUGAUGAAAAACGAUGUAAUUAAGCUCUUCUGGUUCCCACCAAACGGCCACUCAUACCAGAUGACCGAGAACUACUGUGUGGGUACAAUGGCCAGCGAGUCCCCUCAGCCUGUGUACGUGGCCAAGGUCUGCUAUGAGGAUCCCGUCAUUCAGAUGAAGAAAGACAUCCAAGCCUGCAGCAAAACCACUUGUGUACGAAAAUGUUGCCCACCUGGAGAACAUAUAUGGAAUAGAAUGUACUGUACUCCAACAGAUAACAGUACAGACUGGCAACAGAGAUUUCCAGCAACAGUUUCUCCCAAGGUCCACAUGGUAUAUGGCUACCCCGUGUGUGAGAAAUUCCUGAUAUACAAACACGACCAAUACACCCUGAUGGAGACGGGAGAAGUCUUGGCCACGGAGGUGUUCUCCCAGGAGGAAUACUGCAUCGAGAACAACCAGGACCUAGCGACCGAGCAGGUGGAACAGAUAGCGAAUAUAUGCUAUAAGGAGUCACUCGUGUGGGAAUGCCCGUGGAAGGAAGAAAUCUUGAUACCCGUGUUGAUGAGUCUGUCGUGUAUCUGCCUCGCCUUCACCUGGAUCGUAUACAUAGUCGUGCCGGAGCUCAGGAAACGGAACACUGAUCGCUGUCUCCUCUCCCUCAUCAGCACCAUGAUCGCCGCCUUCAUCACCAUCAUGGUUAACAAAUCCAGUCGUGAAGUCUUCUCCGGUGUACAAUGUACCAUCACAGCCCUGAUAAUGCUGAUGACUGUGCUGGCCAUUUUCUUCUGGCUAAAUGUCAUGAGUUACCACAUCUACUCACGAGUCUGUUCACCAUGCAGCGAUCACCGAGAGGGUAACCGGGUGUUCCUGCUGUACAGUCUCUAUGCAUGGGGCUGUCCCUUCCUCGUCACGCUGGUUGCCUUCAUCAUAGACCUCACUCAAGUCGAUUUCAUCCGUCCCAAGUUUGAGUUACCUAAUUGUUGGUUUUCGGACGAACACUCGAGAUGGCUUUACCAAUAUGGCAUUAUGCUGGUUCUCCUGAUCAUUAACUUAGCGUUCUUCGUGAGGUCUGUUGUAAUCUUAGUACGCAGACAGAGGUACAAGCUGGGAUCUGACAGUAAUAAACAUACUUUGAGCGCCUGGUUGUACGCUAAGUUGUUCAUCGUCAUUGGUGGAGUGUGGAUCACGGAGGUCAUCGCCUGGCAGACUAUGAACCAUUGCAGCGUCUUAACCACCAUCCUAGACUCUAUCAACAGCCUACAGGGUGUCUACAUCUUCCUCGUCGCUAUCUGCUUCAGGAGGGACCUCAAGGUGUUUCACUGUGGCUGGCCUUACCUGCUCACAGCAGUGGAGGGGAAAUCUACGUCUGACCAAGGUGGGGAUGUCACCGAGAUUAUGAACAAAGUUUCGUAAGGACUGAACACCGAGGAACCUUUUCGAACACUCCCUAAGGAUAACUGGCGUCAGGAGGGCGAAGAAAACAACUCGUCACAGGACUUCAGUGACCCAGGGUAGGGUAGUGUGUCCGGGAUGAACCAGCAAAGUUAGAGCUGAUGUUGAUAGAGAUAUAGAACACAUUUACCAGUGUCCAUGGGUGAGCAAACCACAGUAGGAUGUUUAAGAGAAGUAUAUCGAUGAUCACCACAACACGACCAAACACUGGCACUGCUUUCUCUCUACAAAUAUUUACCAUGACAGGUAGCGUUAGGGUGUUUAAUCUUGAUAUAAAAUAACCUAAUGUGGCAGAAAUUCGUUUUAACGUCCCCUUCCUUUCACACAGGGAAAUAUUUUUCUGGAGUAUUUUGGUGUGAUGUUUAAAUCUGACCCUAAUAUUCUUUGGAAAAUCCCCAUCUAUGAGGAAAUUUCAAGGUGACAUAGAUUUAGCCAACCAAGGAAAUCUACCUAACUUUACCUAAUUUCCUAGCCCGGGGGCGCCGCUCCUCAGACCUCAUGCCAUAUUAAACAGCAGUACUUCUUUUGAUAUGUGCUACCAAUGAAAGAAACUUUGUUGAAGCGUCAUGGUGUAAUUUUAAGUUUUUAGUGGACGUGAGAGUACACUCGGACUGAGCGGGUCAGUUGUAAACAGACAACACACGGCGACUCAGCAGAUUUUCCGAGGAAUAUUUACGGUAUGCAAUUCAACUUUCGGCAUUACCUCCAAAAUAAUGACUCACCAAGAAUGUUGAAAGGCAACGUAACCUACACCUGUAUAUCUAAAGUCCAAAUAGCAAAAUAUUAACUCUCUAUUUAAACUGGUGGGGACGUUGUAACGAAUCUUAACUCCCAAUAUGUCUAAUCUUCAGGUAAUCCAAAAUGACCAGUUCCUUGAGAGAUGAGUGAGAAAGAUACAGUAGGCUUAUAAAAUUAAGAGUCAACGUAUAGAUAUGUGAGCUAUCCCAUAAACUACUCCGUUUUCUAUAAGUGCAUAUCUAGGCACCUUCAGAAAACGAAGUAUUUUAUGGCGUGGGUAACUAUUAUAGAUAUUUACCUAAUGGGCACACACUAGCGGUUACCAUGCCGAGGGAAGGAAGCCAAUGGCCUGUGUAGGAUCCCUCCAUUCUUCUUGAUAGUUUUCCCAAGGACUAUUUUGAGACCCAAUAUUGUUCUUGAAUCCUCAGCUUGGGCUGGUAGACCGUUCCAUAGGUCUACCAGCUUUCAGCAUGAUUUGGCGAGCUUGUAGUUAGUUAUAUGUCAAGUCCCCUUGUGUUGACGGUGCGUGACAUCACAAGGAAGUGACCCGGGUUCACGUUUCCCAUCAUUUUCAAGAUAUUUAAUGUUUCGGUGAGAUCUGCCCUAUUGUGCAUUGCCUGAAGGUUUAUUCGUCCCAAGGCCCUCAAUCUACUUGGACAACCGAGAUGACAUAGUUCGGAAUCAUCUUAGUCGCUCUUUGUUGCACCUUUUUUUAUGAACGUUAGGUCUUUUGAUGAGCAAAACUGAAGGUACGAGUUCCAGGAUAAAACAGAAACUGAGAUGGAGAAAUAAAAUUAAAAGCUGUGGUCCCGGAGAUAUACAAACUCUGGGAGGAUUGGCAAACAUAGCCCCAAAAAUGUUAAGAGUGGAGGGCCGUGGUGGCCAACCCUCAGACACGAAAUUGGAUCUGGACUAGUUAAUUGAUAGAACGUAAAUAUGAUACUUCCAAGACUUCUUCACACAAGCCAGGAGAUAUUUGCAUCCAUAUAACAGCUGAAGGAUCACCAAAGAUUAGACCCCAGUCUAUUUCACCUUGAGAUUAACCACCCAAACGCUAACCCAACAAAACAUAACUUAAUCUAACCUAACGUAGCCUAAUGUAAUCUAAAUUAAUCUACUCUAACCUAACCUAACCCAACCCUACUAGAAGCGUUAGGUUGGGUUAAUCUUCAAGUGAGCCUAGUUUGAUGUAGCUAAAUCUAUUGAACUAACACAUAAACUAUCUUACUGGUGCAUGGAUGAAUGAGGGUCUGGUUGACUGACUGAGUGAAAAGGCAGACAAUAAUGGGAUCCAAAGUCUUGAUUUAAACAUAACCUAAAUAAGAAAAACGAGAAUAGAAUAGUCACCCCCCUAAAUAUAAUACAUUUAUUUUCAUUUUCUUUUACUGGCCAACUUGCUUAAUAGGAUAGGAUUCAUGCAACAGGAACUGGGUUCAUGCAGGGGGUGUUAGGGUCAUACAUAGGGGGUAUUAGGGGUCAUACAUGGGGGGCUGGGGUCUUACAUGGGGCGCUGGGGUCCUACAUGGAGGGCUGGGGUCCUACAUGGAGGGCUGGGGUCUUACAUGAGGCGCUGGGGUCAUACAUGGGGGCGCUACUUAACAUAUUAUCAGUAAGAUAUGACGCACAAUAUAACCAACUAAUUUUUAACUUCAAAUUAUAUAUAUUUUCUUAAAUAUAUAGUAGUCGUAGAUAUAGCAGUAUAUUUUUUAUAUUAUUUUCAGCACACAGAAGUAUAUAUAAUAGUGAUAUAUCUUAUACACGAGUGUAUUGUAAACCAUCCAUUAUUAUUAUAUACUGUAACCGUGUAUACUAUAUUAUUAUGUACCAUGUAAACCACGGCAAUAUAGUCUGUAAACUGUAAACCACAACAUAUGCUGUAAAUUGUAAACCACGGCAAUACGAGUAUAUUCUAUAAAUUGUAAAACACGACAAUAUAUUUUGUAAAUUGUAAGCCAUGGCAAUAUAUGCUGUACCCUGUAAACCACGACAAUAUAUGCUGUAAACCGUAAACCACAACGAUAUAUUCUGUACUCUAUAAACCAUAAUAUAUGCUGUAAACUGUAAACCAUUUUACAAUUGUUAUUAAAGCAAUAACACACUGCCUUUACAUAUAUUGAUUACAAUUGUUAACUACAUAUUAACCACAGUAAAUAUGUGUUAAUUAGAAGAGAUGAAGAUUAAUUACCUGUGUUUAUAUGUUUAGAAUGGUGAUUAAAUAUAUUAUUUUAUAUGUUAAUAAGUGUGUUAAUGUGUGUGUUAAUGUGUGUAUAUAAGUAAAGUUGGGGAGUAAUUCUUGUGCCAUAUUGUGUAAAGUUAAUAGUGUGUUUGAUAGCAGUGACUUACUUAACUGUGUGUGUGUGUGUCUGUGUGUGUCUGUGUGCGUGUGUGUGCAUCUGUGCGUCUGUUUGCAUGUGUAUGUGUGUGGCCAAAAACUUAUAAAUUUAUAUAUUAAUCAACAAACUAUAUUUUAUUUUAUAUAUCGAUUAAUAAACACUAGUAUAGUU